AUGAAUUCCAGAAUUAGCACGAGUGACUCCGCCAAAAUGAGAAAACUCACGUAUAAACUAACAACUUCCAAAUAUCAACAAAAUGCAGAGUACCUGGAACAACAACGUGAAGAGACAGAAGACAUAGAAAAGAAAUACCUCUUAAAAAAUGCACAGAAAAGUAAUCGCUAUAACACACAAGAAGAAACAAGAAGUAAUAUAAAGAGGAAGCUGACACGCCCUCGAGAGACACGCCCCUCGAGAGACACGCCCCUCGAGAGACACGCCCCUCGAGAGACACGCCCCUCGAGAGACACGCGAGAGGACACGCCCCUCGAGAGACACGCCCCUCGAGAGACACGCCCCCGCGCAGAAGACACGCGCCCUCGAGAGACACCCCCUCGAGAGACACGCCCCUCGAGAGACACGCCCCCUCGAGAGACACGCCCCUCGAGAGACACGCCCCUGAGACACGCCCCUCGGAGAGACCACCCCUCGAGGACACGCCCUCGAGAGACACGCCCCGAGAGACACGCCCUCGAGAGACACGCCCCUCAGAGACACUCCCUCGAGAGACAUCUCGAGAGACACGCCCCUCGAGAGACACCGCCCAACGCCCCUCGAGAGACACGCCCCUCGAGAGACGCCCCUGAGAGAACACCCUCGAGAGACCCCCUCGAGAGACACCGCCCCUCGAGAGACACGCCCUACGAGAGGCACGCCCUCGAGAGAGACACGCCCCUCGAGAGACAACGCCCCUCGAGAGGACACGCGCCCUCGAGAGACACGCCCCUCGAGAGAGCAUCCCCAAUCGGAGCACGAGAGACGACGCCCCCCUCGAGAGACACGGCACGCUUGAGAGACACGCCCAUCGAGAGACACGCACCCCCCUCGAGAGACACGCCCCUCGAGAGACACACCCCCUCGAGACACACGCCCCCCGAGAGGACACGCCCCUCGAGAGACACGCCUCAGAGAACGCCCCUCGGAGAGAACACGCCCCUCGAGAGGACACGCCCCUUGAGAACACGGCCAUCGAGAGACACGCCCCUCGAGAGACACGCCCCCCUCGAGAGACACGCCCUCGAGAGAACACGCCCCUUCAGAGACACACGCCCCUCGAGAGGACACGCCCCUCGAGAGGACACGCCCCUCGAGAGACACGCCCCUCGAGAGACACGCCCCUUGAGAGACACGCCCUCUAGAGACCACGCCCCUUGA
Molecule: messenger RNA, 1200 nt
Organism: Penaeus vannamei (Pacific white shrimp)
Lineage: Eukaryota; Metazoa; Arthropoda; Malacostraca; Decapoda; Penaeidae
Source: RefSeq, a predicted model, not a curated record